Messenger RNA from Dictyostelium discoideum AX4, 5382 nucleotides. Its product is annotated as NF-X1-type zinc finger-containing protein. The coding region runs from base 1 to 5382 and encodes 1793 amino acids. Lineage: Eukaryota; Evosea; Eumycetozoa; Dictyosteliales; Dictyosteliaceae. The record is from RefSeq and is a predicted model, not a curated record. Gene Ontology annotation, molecular function: helicase activity; zinc ion binding; ubiquitin protein ligase activity. The transcript is spliced from 3 exons. Gene Ontology annotation, cellular component: nucleus; cytosol.
AUGGAUCAAUUAGCUCACUUAAAAAUUUCAUCAUCUGGUGGUGGAGAUGAUGAAAUAAAUAAAAACAACAAUAAUAAACAAAAACCAACCACCACCACCACCACAACUACAACAACUACUACCACUUCAUCAACACCAAAAACAACACCAUCCAGAGAUAAUAAUAGAAAUAAUAAUAGAAAUAAUAGAAACAACAACAACAACAACAACAACAACAACAACAACAACACUAAUAAUAGAAACAACAACAACAACAACAACAACAACACUAAUAAUAAUAAUAAUAAUAACAAUAAUAAUAAUAAUAAUAAAUUUAAUAAUAAUAGAUAUAAUAAUAAUAAUAAUAAUAAUAAUAAUAAUAAUAAUAAUAAUAAUAAUAAUAAUAAUAAUAAUAACAAUAGAUUUAAUAAUAAUAACAAUAAUAAUAGAUUUAAUAAUAAUAGAGUUAAUAUUGAAGAAUGGAAAAAUGAUAAAGUAAUAGAAUGGUUAGAAAAGAAUGAAUUUAAUCAAUAUGUUGAAAAGUUUAAAGAAGAACAAAUUGAUGGUAAUACACUAAUAGAAUUUAGUUCAAUGAAUCAAAGUGAUAAAAUAUUUGAAAGACUUGGUUUCAUUCAUAUAGGUCCAAAAAUUAAUUUUCAAAGAAAAUUAAAAGAAUUGGUUUUAUCUUCACAACCACAAAAACAACAACAACGUCAAUCAAAUAAUAAUCAAAAUAAUAAUAAUCAAAAUAAUAAACAUAUUGUUGAUUAUAGUGAUGCAAUUCAUCAUAUUAAUAAUAAACAAGAUAAAGAUAAUAAAAAGAAAUCAGAAUUUGAACCAUUUAAAACUGCUCAUGAAAUGGAGAAUUAUUUAAAAAAGAAAAUCGUUCAAGCAGAUUCUGAUGAAGAUAUUGUUGAAUUAUUAAAUCAUCAAAUUAUUAAUCUUAAAGAUAUCAUUGGUAGAGAUUUCUUACAAUUCUCUGUACAAGAUUUACUGGUGAGAAUUUAUACACAUGAAAAAUUUCAAGGUGGAAUUUUGGAACAGUUUUUCAAUAAAUUAAUUUUCGAAUUAAUAUCAUCUAAAUUCUUUUCAUCAAUUUAUAACUUUCCACAGUACAUUCAAGAGAUUGGUAGUUUGCCACAAUUUAAAGCAUCGAUUGAUUUAAUGGAUUUGGUCUCCUCUAAAUUCAAUGAUAGUAUUACAAUUUUACCAGUUGAAUUGUUUGAAAUUAGAUUCAAUGAAUUGAAUGCUGACACCAAUCAAAGUAGACUAUCCAAUCAAACACUUAAAACAGUUGAACAUAUUAAAGGUUUAAUUAAAGUUUUAAAACAAAAGAAACAAUUAUCAAAACUUAAUACAAUUCAACAAUUAACACAACCAAUUUUCAAUAUUGAUGAAAUUAGUUAUAAGAAUUUACCAAUAGCACCAACUCGUGAUGAAAUUCAUUCAAAGGUAUUACCAAAAUUAAAACCACUUAAAAUUGGUACCUAUUCAUCAUCUGAAGAAUAUAUUGAUACACAAUUUAAUCUAUUAAGAGAAGAUAUGAUUCAUCCGAUUAGAGAAGCUUUAACACUUAUUCAAAAUGGUUCUUCAUCACCUUAUUAUUAUACUGAUGUAAUUUUUAAAGGAUUUACAAAAACUCAAACAUCAUUAAGUUUUUUAAUUGAAUUUAAAUAUAGAAGUAAAAUUAAAUGGGAGAAAUUUUCAAAAUUAUUAAAUGGAUCAUUGUUAGUAUUAUCAUGUGAUAAUUUUACAAAUAUUUUAGUUGCAACCGUUGAAAAAAGACCAGAUAGAGGUGAAGAAAAACAAAUUUCAAUUUCAUUUUAUGGUGAUAAUCAAGAGAAUCAAAUGGAUUUAAUGUAUUUAUUUGAAAAUUCAUUCUCAAUGAUUGAAUCACCAACUUAUUUCGAAUCUGUAAAGAAUGUAUUAUCAUCAUUACAAAGAAUUAAUUCCGAUGAUUUACCAUUUCAAUCAUAUCUUUUGAAAUGUUCAGGUCAAGAGAUUAUUCCAAAGUAUUUCCAAGAUCAUCCAGUUAUUAAUUUACAAACUACAUUUGAUAAUACUGAACGUAUCAAUAUUAGAACAUCGGAAUUUCCAGAGAGAUUGGGUACAUUGGAUCCAAGUCAAAUCGAAGCAUUUGAACAUUGUUUGAAAUCAGAGUUAUCUUUAGUUCAAGGUCCACCAGGUACUGGUAAAUCUUAUAUUGGUGUGAAAUUAUUCGAAGUGAUUCAUAGACAUUUAAAAGAGAAUUCAGCAAAGAAUGCUCCAAUAUUGGUUUUAUGUUAUACCAACCAUGCCUUGGAUCAAUUUUUGGAUCAUAUCAUUACAAACGUUACAAAGAAAGUAAUUAGAGUCGGUUCAAGAUCUCGUGAUGAAAGAAUGAAAGAUUAUAAUAUUCGUAAUUUCAUUCGUGCUGAAAAAAGACAGUUUGAAUACUAUAGACAAAGAGAUGAUGUAGUUGCAAUACUUAAAGAGUAUUUAGAUACUUUUUCAAAUGAAUUAUCAUAUGAAGAUUUUUUAAAAUUUGCUGGAAAUGAUUAUAAUAAAGGUCAAGAUGAUGAUGAUGGCGAUGAUGAUGAUGAUGAUGAUGAUGACAAUGGUGGUGAUAUAAAAUGCUCAAAUAUGAAUUUUAAUAGAUGGGGUCAAUGGAUAAAAUCAAUAAAGAAAAAGAUUAAAGAAGAUUUAACUUUAUUAAAAGUACCGAAAUCAUUAAAACCUUCAAUUAAUGAAAUUGAAAAUGAAGAUGACGAAGAUGAUGAAGAUUUAGUUGAAACCUUAUUAAAUGAAAGAAGAUUUGAUUAUGGUAAUAUUUCAGGUGGUAGUGGUAUUACUGCUCAUGAUAUUUCAGAAUAUGAUAUUCAAAGUAUUGUUACAAUGACAAGAUUAGAGAAAAGAGAUUAUAAAGAUAUUCAAGACAUUUUCGAUAUUAAAGAAAAUGAUAGAAUUUAUUAUUAUCGUUAUCUUUUAAAUAAAAAGAUUAGACAUUCAUUGAAAACCAUUCAAGAUUAUGCAAAGCAAUAUAAAGAGCUAUCUGAUACAAUCUUGGAUUAUGAAAAUAAAGCCUACAUUAGAGCAUUAUCAUCAGUUAAUGUUGUUGCUGCUACAAUUACAGGUGCAUCUCGUUUGAAGAGAGUUUUCGAUUCAAUCAAUUCAAAAUGUGUAAUCAUUGAAGAGGCAGCUGAAGUAUUGGAAGGUCAUAUAGUUUCAGUAUUACCAAAAACUAUUGAGCAUUUAGUAUUGAUAGGUGAUCAUGAACAAUUGAAACCAUCAUGUGCAGUCUAUCAAUUGGCAGAGAAAUUCCAAUUGAAUGUUUCAUUAUUUGAAAGAAUCAUGAAGAAUGGUGGUGCACAUAGACAAUUAUCAAUUCAACGUCGUAUGGUACCAAAUAUUUCACAAUUCAUUCAUCCAAUCUAUCCAAAUCUUAGAAAUCAUCCAGAGGUUUUAAUAAGAUUCGCAACUGAAUCAACCAUUAAAGGUAUUCAAAAGAAUAUCUUUUUCUUGGAACAUACAAUACCAGAAUCAUCACCAACUGAAUCAACUAGUAAAUCAAAUCUUUUCGAAGCUGAUUAUGUGGUUGGUUUAGCUGAUUAUCUAUUGAAACAAGAAUAUAAACCAACUGAUAUUGUCAUAUUGACACCAUACACUGGUCAACUAUUAAAGAUUAAAAAUCAAAUUAGAAAUAGAAAACAUGAACUACUCUCAAAAGUACAAGUACGUACAGUGGAUCAAUAUCAAGGUGAAGAAUGUAAUAUAGUCAUAUUAAGUUUAGUUCGUUCAAAUGAACGUGGUGAUAGUGGUUUCGUUAAAAUUAAGAAUCGUAUCAAUGUUGCCAUUUCUCGUGCUAGAAAUGCAAUGUAUUUGGUUGGUAAUAGUGAUCUAUUGAGAAAAGCAAAUCCAAUUUGGGAAAAUAUGUUUAAAAUUCUAUCUGAACCAUCCGUUAAUGCCAUUGGUCCAAUCUUAAAGCUUAGAUGUGAAAAUCAUAAAGAUCAAAUCACAAAUAUCACCUCUGGAAAAGAUUUUGCAAAUGUACCACAAGGUGGUUGUCUUUUAAAUUGUUCAACUCGUUUGGAAUGUGGUCAUCAAUGUGGUUUAGCUUGUCAUAUCUUUGAUCAAGAUCAUAUCAACAUUAAAUGUACAAAACCAUGUGAACACAUUCAUCAAAAGUGUGGUCAUACAUGUAAGAAAACCUGUUCCGAUGAUUGUGGUCUAUGUGAAGUAUUGGUUGAUCGUGAUCUCCCAUGUGGUCAUAAAAAGAAAUUGGCUUGUAACAUUGAUCCACUUCAAUAUAAAUGUCAAGAACCAUGUCAAAAACAAAGAAGAUGUGGUCAUAAAUGUGAACUCAAAUGUUCAGAAUAUUGUGAAAAGAAUAAUUGUAAAGAGAAAGUUGAAAAAAAACUUCAAUGUGGUCAUAUCGAAACAAAAGAAUGUUAUAACAAUAGUAACGUUUGUAAUGCCAAAUGCAAAGAUAUCUUACCAUGUGGUGAUCCUUGCUCUCAAAAAUGCAAAGAUCAUAAAACAGCUCAAUUUGGAAUUCGUAGUCAUCCACCUUGCUCAAAGAAAGAAUGUACAAGAGAAUUGUUCUGUGGUCAUAGAUGUAAUAGUCAACAUGCAUGUAGUUCAGGUUCUUGUGGUGAUUGUAAAAAGAAAUGUCUAAAUGCUUGCACUCAUUCAGUUUGUAAUACAGGUUGUUCAAAACUUUGUAACCCAUGUAGAGAGAAAUGUAAACGUGGUUGUAUUCAUGUUGGUAAAUGUAAAAACCUUUGUAAAGAACAAUGUUCCAUCAAGAAUUGUGAUCAAAGAUGUACAAAAAAAUUACCAUGCAAACAUCAAUGUAUUGGUUUAUGUGGUGAAAAAUGUGUUUCAAUUUGUAGAAUAUGUAAUCCAGAUUAUUUAGAACCAAUCACUCGUAUGAAGUUAAGUGAAUUCGAUGAAAAUGAUUGUUUCAUUGAACUUCAUAAAGGCCAUGUCUUCCUCGUUGACAACUUGGAUACCUUUAUGAAUAUUAAAGAUGAAAGUGGUAAGAUAGUUCAUAAAAAGUGUCCAUCAUGUAAUAUGAUCAUCUCUGCUAAAGAUGCUCCAAGAUAUAAAGAUAUCAUUAACAAAACUUGGAAUCAAAUAGAUUCAAUUAAAAGAAAAUUAAUGGAACGUGUAACAAAAGAAGAAACUGAUAUGGUUGUAAAAGCAAUGGGUGGUGCUGCUGGACAUUGGUUCGUUUGUGAAAAUAAACAUACAUAUUAUAUUGGUGAAUGUGGAGGAGCAAUGCAAAUAGGAAACUGUAUUGAGUGUAAAGCUAAAGUUGGAGGCACCAAUCAUUCACUAUUACCAAAUAAUAAACAUUCUGACAUUGAUGGUUCAAAUAAUCCUUUGUAUAGACCAUUCAUUCAACCACCAGAAUUUGAUUAG